GACAGACGCAGAGCAAAGAAGAAGAAGAGAGGGAGAGAGAGGAGAGGAGAGACUCAGGCUGUCAGGAGGAGAGAGACGUAAAGGCCCCGGGGGGGGUCAGAGCAGCAGGGCCGGGGAGACUAAGAAAAGAGAGGCAGAGAGUGACAGGCGGAGAGAGUUGCGUGCUGGAGAAGUGUAAGAAGGGACACCGGCGAAGAGAGGGAGGAGGAAGAGGGAGUGAACGAGGGAGAAUUUGAAUGUGUGAGACACGGACGUGGACUGAAACCAUCGUCGGCUCAUGGUCCUAGAGCGCAGACACAGGAGAGGAGGAACUGGAGGAGAAAUAGAGACACAGGGAGAAAGGGAGAACAGAAGGAAAGUGGAGAGCUGGUCAGCAGUUGUUCCUCUAGAUCAGACAAUGAUGGGGCUUUACUACCCAGCAAUGCUGCCGGGCUCUCAGGAUUCGACAGGAGGACAGGAGGGUCUGGUGGCCCCACCCUUCACAGCAUUCCCCCCUCCACCCCCACCUCAGAACGGGCUCCCAGGGACGGAGUUUGUCCCGGGGGCCAUGUUUGGUGCCGGGGGCCAAGGAACAGCAGAGGUAGGGGCUGGCGCUAAUGGAGCAACCACUGCAGCCACCACCAACAGCAGCAACAACGGAAAGGCGGACGAGGCAUCACAGGGCGAGGCGGGUGUACAGUGUGGCACGGGAGGCACAGGAGCAGGCGGCUCCACUGGUGACUCCUCGGAGGCCAAAGGGACCCCCAAACGCCUCCACGUCUCAAACAUCCCCUUCCGCUUCCGGGACCCAGAUCUCAGGCAGAUGUUUGGGCAAUACGGGAAGAUUCUGGAUGUAGAGAUAAUUUUCAAUGAGAGGGGUUCAAAGGGAUUUGGCUUUGUGACGUUUGAGACCAGCGCAGACGCAGAGAAAGCCAGGGAAAAGCUCCACGGCACAUUGGUGGAAGGUCGUAAGAUUGAGGUGAAUAACGCCACCGCCAGGGUGAUGACUAACAAGAAAAUGGUCAGCCCUUACCCUAACGGAGAGGCUCUCAGCACACUGCCUUACGCGGGGUGGAAACUGAGUCCGAUGGUGAGUGCCAUGUACGGACCCGAGCUGUACGCAGUCCCAGGGUUCCCCUACUCUUCAGCAGCAGCGGCAGCCACAACAGCAGCGGCAGCGUUCCGCGGCGCCCACCUUAGGGGCCGAGGUCGGCCCGUCUACAGCGCCGUACGGGCUGCCGUGCCUCAGCCCGCCAUCCCCGCGUACCCUGGACUAGUGUUUCAGGACUCAGUCCUUAGUCCCAGAUUGCCUCAGGUAGGGUCAACUCAACACCAAACCCACAGUGUGCCUUGUUUUACUCUACUACUUCCUCUGGCCUUAUGA
Paralichthys olivaceus (Japanese flounder) is the source of this 1363-nucleotide messenger RNA. The record is from RefSeq and is a predicted model, not a curated record. Lineage: Eukaryota; Metazoa; Chordata; Actinopteri; Pleuronectiformes; Paralichthyidae.